Messenger RNA from Oncorhynchus mykiss (rainbow trout), 1230 nucleotides. Lineage: Eukaryota; Metazoa; Chordata; Actinopteri; Salmoniformes; Salmonidae. The record is from RefSeq and is a predicted model, not a curated record.
CUUGACCAAUAACCUAGUUUUUCUAUGGCAAUAACACAAGAUGGCUCACUGUAGCUACAGUAAAUUCUCACAUUUAUUAAAAUUAACAACCGCUAACCUAAAUAAACCAACAGUGUUACGGACAGGGAGAGACAUUCAAUAUGCUCCACAACGCUGCAAAUAUUUCAUACGUUUUCAUAAGACCUCAGGUCCUGAGAGAUCGUUGCAGGAGAGACAGAAGCAGCACAUGGCUCGUGGCUUGCCCAAACAAAAGCCCAUUGCUGGAGUGAAACAAGUUAUUGUGGUGGCCUCAGGGAAGGGGGGUGUUGGGAAAUCAACCACUGCAGUGAAUUUGGCCCUUGGACUCACAGCUAAUGAUCCAAGUAAAACUGUGGGCAUCUUAGACGCUGAUGUUUACGGUCCCUCAAUUCCUAAGCUGAUGAGCCUGAAGGGGAACCCAGAACUAACUGACAACAACCUAAUGAGACCACUUAUGAAUUUUGGGAUUCCUUGUAUGUCCAUGGGGUUUCUGGUAGAGGAUGUUGCACCCAUUGUCUGGAGGGGCCUGAUGGUGAUGUCAGCUAUAGAGAAGCUACUUAGACAGGUGGGAGAGACUGAUCGUUCAUGUACGCUGACCUCCAAAGGCAAAGUAGAUUGGGGACUGCUGGACUACCUGGUUAUUGACAUGCCACCUGGGACUGGAGAUGUUCAGUUAUCAAUCACUCAGAACGUCCCAAUAGCAGGGGCAGUGAUCGUGUCCACUCCUCAGGAUAUUGCCUUGCUGGAUGCACGCAGAGGAGCAGAAAUGUUCAGAAAGGUCAAUGUACCGGUCCUGGGCAUAGUCCAGAAUAUGAGCGUGUUUCAGUGCCCCAAGUGUAACCACCAGACCCACAUCUUUGGGGCAGAUGGAGCAAGGGCCCUUGCUGAUACUCUGGGAGUGCAAGUAUUGGGAGACAUUCCUCUACACCUGAGCAUCAGAGAGAUGUCAGACAGAGGCCAGCCUGUAGUGGUGUCCUCACCUGACAGCCCUGAGGCUGAGGCCUACAGAAAGGUGGCGACUGCCGUGGUCCAGCGUCUAGAAGAACUCUCUGGUUGAGUUAUUGCCCUCUACUGUGUAGGACAACUGGACAACUCGUCAUCUACAGGAGAUUCAGUGCAUUCGGAAAGUAUUCAGACCCCUUGACUUUUUCCACAUUUUGUUAUUCUAAAAUGGAUUAAAUAGUUUUUUUCCCGAAGUUUUUUUCCCGAGAC